This is a messenger RNA of Diachasma alloeum, 2749 nucleotides long. RefSeq names its product nose resistant to fluoxetine protein 6. Gene Ontology annotation, molecular function: acyltransferase activity, transferring groups other than amino-acyl groups. The transcript has 13 exons. NCBI's taxonomy places the organism in Eukaryota, Metazoa, Arthropoda, Insecta, Hymenoptera, Braconidae. Bases 380 to 2581 code for a protein of 733 amino acids. The record is from RefSeq and is a predicted model, not a curated record.
AAAUUGAUCUCGCACAUUGAGAGUGGGAUUGAAAUCGUACAUUCGAGCCAGGAUAAGAGUUCUUCAAGAGACAUUCCGUUUCACAGGUCCACUGGCAGUCAGCACCUCAACAAUCUAGCUCCUCACUCCCCUCUACAAGUGUUCUCUCCCUCAUUUAUUCUCCUCCCAAUCAAUCGCAAAUUAAAUAAUCGAAUUGAGUAAAAAAUCUCGACUAACGAAUUAAUCAAUUAAUAAUCAUUUCCCAAUAGUAAUUCAGCAGUUCCGCGUAGAAUCUGUGAUGUGAGAUGUAUCAAACUAUUUUUUAAAAUAGUAAUAGACGAAGAAAAAGUGUUUGUAAAGUAGAAUGCACUGAGAGCAUCCAAUUAAAGUUCAAAUUUUGAUGAAGAUGAUUUUGGGAUCGAUCGGGAUGGGGAGGGAAAUUAUUUCUGGGAUAGCUUCAGCGGUGUUUGUGAUUGUUUCGGUGGCGGGAGCUGCCGGCGCGCCGGAUAACUUGACUGAUAUGAUGGGACACGUGCUACCCGCGUACGCUAUAGCCGGGAAAUCCCAUCUUCUGGCGGAAUCCAGCAAGUGCCGGGAGGAACUGGAGGUGUUUAGAGAGGGUGUUGAUGCCCGAAAGUUGUGGAGUUUGAGAAUGUUAGAUUCAAGUGGAGUCCCAAGAUCAGGUUUCAUCUACGGAAACAAUUACUGGAUGGGCAGUAAAAGUCAAUGUUACGAUAUACUGAACCCCGAGCCGUUGGCUCUGCACCCAAAAUGGCUCGAAAAUAAUACAUUGUACCGAAAUCCGAAGGAAGAGUUGGCGCCCUAUCAACUGAAUUACUUCGCCGCUCAAUUCGUACACAACAGUACGUUGCAGUAUCAUCACAGAAUAGGCAACGAACACAUGAUGGUAUUAGGAUUAUGUCUCCCCUCGACGUGUGAAGCAGCCGAGUUGGGGCUGAUUUUACAAAAAAUAUUCGACGAGCGGACUUUAUCACUUGGGGAAGUAUACGGGAUGGACUUCAAACUGCUGCGCGUGAAGGAUCUGAAGAAUGAUCCUCAGUACCUCAUAAAUUGGCGGAUGCUUACCGUAAUAUCGGUGAUAAUAGCGACUCUAACGAUGAUGAUAAUUGGGACCUGUUAUGACGUCCGGGUGCACCAGGAAAGACUCAAGGUGGAUAAAUCAAGUGGCACCAGCAGUAUUCUCAGUGGACAGGACAUUAUUGGGGAAAAGUUGACCGCGGAAAACGGCGACUCUCCGAGUUUAGCCUCACCAAGUUCGUCCUCACCCCUGAAAACAGGCGGAAAAAUCCUCAUGUGUUUCUCUGUCUACACAAACUCGAAAGAUCUUUUCAGGACUUCAUUGAGCAGAGGAUCAGUAGCUUCCCUCCAUGGGCUUCGAUUUUUGGGGAUGGUCUGGAUCAUCGUCCUCCAUACACCAAUAUAUGUACAAGAGUCCACAGAUAAUAAAAUAUGGUCAAUGAGAUUGGGAAUGGGUUUCGCCUCGCAGAUUCUCUCCAACGGCAGCCUGUCAGUGGACACAUACUUCUUCCUGAGUGGCUUCUUACUCUCCCACAUAUUCUUCAAGAACAGAAAACGCAGCGGCGAUGCAGCGAAGCCUGAGGGGAAUCCCCGAGAGGGAUUCGGGUUGGGUACAUUCACCCAAUCUGUCGUGGCGAGAGUUAUCAGACUGACCCCUGCCUACAUGAUGGUCGUUGGCAUCGCGGAAAUGAAUGCCCAGUUCUACAGCCGCACAUCCCCGUUUUAUAUGAUCGAAAGGCCGCAGGACACUUGCCCCAAGUACUGGUGGCGAAAUUUACUUUACAUCAAUAAUUUUUUUAGUCGUGAAGAAAUGUGUUUAUCCUGGAGCUGGUACCUCUCCAAUGACACUCAAUUCUUCAUAUUCGGAACCGCGUUAUUACUAAUAUCAGCGAGGUAUUUUUACACCGCCGCGGGAAUUUUCGUUGCAACUCUCUUCACAUCCUCCCUGAUUUCCGGAUACGUCGCCUAUAUUUAUGAUUACGUGCCCACGCUCGAUGAGCAAUGGAAUACGUUUGAGAUUUUCUAUGAUCCACCGUGGAUGCGGAUCGGUCCCUAUCUCGUUGGAAUAGCCACAGCUUACUUGCUAUCCAGAAUGGAGAAUAAAUUGAAUGUUGGAAGGAAAACUUUGUGGCUGCUGUGGAUAUGCGGCAGCUCUUGCAGUCUCCUCGUUCUCUUCGGCUUGUAUGACAGAACAGUGUCUGUUGUCCCGGUGUCUGUCUACAUCGCCUUGGGUAGAACAGCCUGGGGGGUCGGAAUUGCCUGGGUCGUGAUCGCCUGCUGCACGAAUCACGGAGGAAUUGUCAACACAAUUUUGACGUUCAAGGGGUGGAUACCUUUGAGCAAACUGACGUACUGCGCUUAUCUCCUGAAUCCGUUCCUCGUAGGUUCAGUUUCCCUCAGCAGUGAGGCAACUAUUCACAUAGAUUUGUUGCUAAACGGAACGACCUCCUUCGGAUUCCUGGUAAUCACCUAUUUCAGCGCCUACGUGACCUACCUAAUGUUCGAAGCGCCAUAUAUUCUGCUGCUGAAGCUCUUCUACACCACAAAAAAGAGCAGAAGAUAAAAGUGGGCGAAAGAGGAAACGACUCCAGAAGGAAACAACCGAAAUCCUUGAAAAAAAUCGUAUAUUCUUCCCAAGUAUUUUCGAACCAAACGUACAAAAUUACAGUGCAUUAUAUUCAAGUAACGAGCAUUGAAUCAAUAAAUUAAUUUUUCUAUUCAUUACACCAAA